UGUGUAGUUGGAAUGAGAUGGAAAACAUAUUCAAAUGUCUAUUUAAAUGUCCGCCUGCAGUGGCAGUCAAACAUCCUACCUCUUGCAGACGGUGGCUUUUGCAAAUGAAAAUUUUAACGGACAAACUGGGAGUAAACCCACAGGUUAAUGUAGAUGGAGAGAUAUCAGGAUACAGGAUGGUCACAGUACAUUGAGAAAUACUCCACAAGGAUUACAUCUCCUCUCCUACUCCAACUGUCACUGGGGUUGACAACACAAAGGUGGAACCUAUGUCAGAAGAAAUUACGUCACUAUUAGAUAAAACAGGAAGACUUUUGCUAAAAAUGUUCUUACAAAUUAGCCCCCCCUCUUCUUAGCGUGGCACUGAAUCCAUUAGACAAGGUUUUCCUCCACCUGUAUUUACCUGGGUCACCAUUUCUCUUCUUAAAACACACACACAUAAUAUGCAGAUCGUUCCAGACCAUAAUGCAUUGCGUUAGGGGGGUGAAAUGCAUUGUGGAAGAUGUAUUUUAUUUGGGUCAUUUGUCGGAAUGCAAACAACACUGAUAGUAGCUCAAAACAUUCCCUGAUGAGCCACCAGUCAGGGUUCAGGGGGAGAGACGUGUUAGUGGAGCAGUAAAAGUCAGUGACCGUCUUUGUUGUGUUUCUCUCGAGUCGUGGCUGAACACAAACACUCUGAAAAUAGAUGAAGGCUGCAGCACCUUUCUCUGCAUCUCAGAAAACAAGGUGACGCCAUAUGUGAAGUGUGUCUUCAUCCUAGUGUUGAUAGUGUGUCUGUGUGGUUGUAUCCUAUUUUCUGGAUUGCUUGCAACGUCAAUACUUUACAAAAUGUGUUGCUGUGUUUUCCCAUGGCCACGGGACCUCAGGUUCAUCUGAGGGAGGUUCCAUUACUCCUUCUCUUGCUCUGUGGAGAAAUUCACCUGAUGCCAUUAAGCUUUGUGUUUUUUUAUGUAUUCAGCCAGCCCGAGCUUCUUGUCUCUGGUUUCACUUGCAUUUGAUGUGGAGACUGGGUUUUGUCUGUCUCGGUUAAACUGGACAUCGUUGGUGCUGUGGGGGGGGGACUCUUUGAUUCUUUGGACCUGGCUGGGUUUGAAUAUUUGGGUGGGUAACACUCCUUGCCAGCACAGGUCAUGUGUCACCUUUGCCUGGAUGGUCCUUGUGAUCUUAAGUUGUAUCAAGGCUGGUACUUGUACUUUAUCCUGUCACGAUUGUAAUGACAAAUUUAAUCCUACUACUUUCUUUACUCUUUCCUUCACUGUCUUGUUUGGAUCUCACCCUUGGCUCUGAUUUGAGUUGCACUACGUGUAUGAUACUGCUUUUCUCACCAGGAGAUAUUUGUUUGUUUUUCAUUUUUGCAUCUCUCGCGUGUUUGAAGCCUGCAGCGACUCCAGCGGGGGGGGGGGGGCGGCACCUGCUGUGGUCACACACCGAAUUCUCCUGAGUUUCUACAGACUUUGUAUCAUGAGGCCAGGUGGAGAAAGUUCGCAGAGGCUCUCACUCGGAUAUUUGUGUCCACUCAUGAACGUCCUCGAGAGAAUAACAGGGUGGAGGUUAAUGCGGUUUAAAAGCAGCUUUAGUAACACAAUCUCCAAUUCUUACCAAUUCUUACCAGUCAAACUAAUUAAGGACCCCUGUUUUUAUCAGGUUUCAAACCAGCUUGCUCUACGGUUGUCCUUGAGAGAACCCAUGUCCAUGUCUUUAAUUAGAAGGACUACCAUGCUACUUCCUGUCUAUCAUCUGGUUGGGUUGUAAAGGCUUAAGCUGGUUUGUUUGAGAUCUCCUCUCCCAGAAUGUGCUGGUGUCUGAUGGAAAGCCACAGCCCAAGGCUGAACCUGGUCACUGGCUCCUCCCAUAAUAACUCUAUUCCCUCUCUUAUUGGGCAUAGAUUUGCAUAUCUGACAUAUUGAAGAAUUGAUGGACAACCAGGGGCCUUACCUGUUUUCUUUAGGUCACAAACAAACAAGUCAUCACACACAUGCAACGAUCAGCUCUCAAGUGUGGCCUCGGUAUCUGGAUCAAAGCAGUCAAUCCCCUUCUCUCCCUCUCUCUCUCUCCCUGUGUGUUGUCUUGGGGCAGAAUGCAGUGUUGAUCUGUGCUCCCUUCUCACAACGGUAAGCCAGAAGAUAAUGGCAACCAACAACAGCAGCAACCCAUGUGUUGAAUUACAUAACUUGAUGCCCCUUGGUAUAAGAGAGUUGACCGGCACCAGGGAAAGAGACCAGCCUCCCCCUGCAAGCAGCCAAGACUCUUCCUGCACCUGCCUCACCCCCCCACUGCUUACCAGUCCCCUGGCCAAUAGCACCAAGGGACAACGGGGAGAGGAACACGGCUACAGCCCAGUGGAUCCCAGCCCAGAACAAGGCCUUCAUAGACCUGAAAGACAGGAACAUGUGGGGCUCAAUGGACAAACUGACAACUACUCUAAACUGAUCCGACUACUGGAUGAAUCCGAGUCGCUCUCUGCUCGGCCUGUGACUCCUCAACACUCCGUUCGCUUGCAGCUGUAUAAUCGCCAAUAUCAGAAAUUCAGGGACAGGCAACUUUUAGACCCCAAGGUUUGGAAGGACAUCUACUAUUCCAGACCAGGCCGGGUACCGAACCACCAGCCUUACCAUCAUCUCGGGGAACGGUAUCGGGAGCUCCGGGCCACCAGCACCGUUGCCUUUGCUAGUUCUGCUCGCCACCGCUCUCAUCAGUGGAGGGUGGCCUGUGGAGUGACGUGCUACAACCACCCUGAAGGACCGUGGUGCGAAGUCCAGUCCCAGGACGGGACCCAGAUCUGCAUUCUAGCAGCUCUCCCCAUGUCAGACACCCCUCAAACUGCUGUUCAGCUCCCUUCGCAGAUCUCUAGGCACCACCCCUCUGUUCCCCCCCCCUGAACCUUCAUCACUGACCCCAUCCACCUGAUAGGAGAUAUGACUCACCUUGGCAAAAUCCAAGAGAGGGUAUUGGGGGGGGGGGGGAACAUACAAGGGGAGUAAAAGAAGGAGAGAAAGAGGAGGAACACUGACGGCUUCACAGACUGGAAAGUCAUCUGAGAGAUUUUAUUUAUAUGUUGUUUGUGAAUUAUCAACUGUUGUUAAAAGACGAUGGCCACGGGCAGAUUCUGUUUUGUAGUUGUCAGUGAUUUUUCAGACUUUUUUAUAAUUUUCAGAUCACAUCAAAAGCGAAUGCAAGAGUAAAAUUAAUAAUCUGUAUCUUGAACCUGUGAAUACAUGUCAGUUAUCAUGAGAUGAGACUUAUCGGUUCGAUCGCUGUAUACGGUGUAACUCUGGGAGGAGACAUUUUCGGAAGAUUUCAGUUUAGAAGGAACAGGGAUGAAAAUUACUAAGAAUUAUGGUUUUCUAAAUCAUUUGAUCAAAUUAUUUUCUGACUAUUUGUUCACUUUGCUGAAUAAAACUGACCUGAGUUUUUUGUGA
Molecule: messenger RNA, 3419 nt
Organism: Pleuronectes platessa (European plaice)
Lineage: Eukaryota; Metazoa; Chordata; Actinopteri; Pleuronectiformes; Pleuronectidae
Exons: 2
Coding region: 2127-2879 (250 amino acids)
Source: RefSeq, a predicted model, not a curated record